CACAUUCAGUUCUACAAACGCUCAGAACGUGUUCGGAUGUAACAACGAUUUAGCGGAAGGUUAGCGACAACUCGGUAAUAUCAUAACGAGUGUGUGCGGUGGCAAAGCCAACCGGCCGGUGAAAUGUUUUAACGAAAUUAUUAUUAUUAAUCAAUUGGUGUUUUCGGUGUAAACAAAAGAGUGUGUUGUUAUUCAAACGGUGUGUUAAUGAAGUGAAAGAAGUUGUGAGUUUCAAAAAGAAUGCAGAAAAUGCCAGCAUUUACCGGCUUAACAGAAGCCACAUUAGUUGACGCAACGGCAAACAAUGGCAAUACAAAAGUAAUUUCGCGUCUUUGAAGUGAGUUUCCAAUAAGAAAAUCGGUGCGCAUACACUUCUUGUGCAAUAAACAUCAAUAUUGAGGAACAGCGAUUAAUCAAAAUGAAUGUGCAAGAAAGAAAGAAAAAUAAAUAAAAGAGAAACGUGUGCGUGCGAAAAAGUGCAAAAAGUAGUCAAGAAAUGUAAUGAAAUUUGUUGAAAAAUAAUAAAAUCUAAUAAAAAUAAUCAAAUAAUUACAAUAACAUAAAGAAAAUCAAAAUUUGGAACUUCGUAAAAGUAGCAUGCCGCAAAGUUUCGGUUAAAUAUCCUUGAGAACCCGCAAGGACAACGCCUACAUUGUGUUUCACAAGUUCAUACAUAUGCUCAUGUGUAAUAACAACAAUAAUUAUACAUAGUUGUGAUCACAAUAACAACAUCAUUUGUCAACACUGGCGGCUGUGGCUGCAUUGGCACCGCCCCAUUGGAGCGUGUAGCAUUUGUAUAAGUUAUUAACGACGCAAUCAACGACGUGGGCGAUAUCAAUUACUUUGAUGGCAAUGUGUUUGCUACAACACAGCAUCUUAGUUCAACUACUAAUUAAAUAUCUGUUGAUCCUGUGCGAAAAUGGCUUAUUGACAACGAGCAAAACAACAGCUAACGCCAACGGUAAUAAAAUCAUCUCUGGACCAUUUAUGCAACUCGACAAACCAGAAACAACACGACUAUUAAUCACCAAGCACUACUCACAUCAUUAUCUGCCGUGCUACGCCAGCAUCGAGAAGAACUACUACUAUCUUAGCAACGAUACAAAUUAUUUUUACACCUGGUAUCGCAAUGACCAAAUUGUGGAGGCUCACAGUGGACGGAACGAGUUCAAAAUCUAUCGCAAUGGCACGUUACGCCUACCACCCAGUGAGCGCGCCGCUGGCGCUUACCGCUGCAAAAUCAACGUCAACACUACGGCCAUACUUUCGGUGCUCAUCACAGUGGAAUAUCCGGUACUCAAACGCGUAACGGCUUCUACAAACAUUACUGCUGAGGCGGGUCAACCGCUCGUACUCGACUGCCCGGUCGUAAGUGUGCCACCGGCAAAUAUUAGCUGGUUCUAUGGAAAAGUACCGUUAUCAAAGCAAUUCAAAGACAACAGGUAUUUAAUACUUGCCAAUGGCACACUGGUGUUACGGAAAUUGACUCUGGACGCAGCGGGGCGUUACAAAUGCUUAGCACAAAAUCAGUUUGCCUCCAAGACGCUGUUCCGAUGGGCCUUCAAUGUGUUCGAUGAUCCUACACCCACUAGCCAAAAUGAGCUCUUACCCAGUCUGCAGAAUGCGACGCAGUACGUUCCAGCAGGUGGCAGUUGUCUGUUACAUUGUUAUAAUCAGAUCGACGGGCCACUGAUUGAGUGGUGGUAUCGGAGCACAUUGAAUAAUGCGCCGCUAAAGAUCAGUAAUCACAGUAAUGAAAUUGUUAUAGAGAAUGCAAGCCAGUUAAAUCAAGGUUACUACAGCUGCAUAAGUGGGCGAAGUAAUCAGACUUUUCAUGUAAUCGUGACCGCACCGCCGGUGAUCGUUGAGCCACUUAUCUCCUACGAAAUCCUGAUAACCGCUUCUUUGCAAUUUCGUUGCAACGCCACCGGCAAUCCCCGGCCGGUAAUAAGCUGGUAUCACAAUGGGGUUCCUCUCAAAAGUUCCUACACACGCUACAUUGUUGGCAACGAAUUGCAUUUACACUCCUUCGAUCCGAUUGAGGCGGGCAUAUAUCAAUGCUUCGCACGGAAUAUCGCCGGAGAGGUGUACAGUGCGGGCGAGUUGCGUUUCCGCAACAAAGACGAUGGUUUGCUGCUGAAGAAUCCACUGCAGAAUAUACGCUGCUAUGCGCUCAGCUUUAAUACGAUCAAUGUGACUUUUGAAAGCAACUUUUUUGAGUCGCUCUUCAUUGUCCACAUUGUGCAAAAUAAUCCGCAUCGUUGGAUCUCACCAUUCGCGCCAAUGAAACUAAAUCAUACCUCACAUUUGGUCAUCUCAAGCCACCUACCCGUUUACCGUCCCUUUGAGCUGAUCACACGCGUACUAGUGCCGACCUCGGAGAUACGCUUGGCCAACAAGACGCAACAACAGACAAUACUCAGCUCAUUAAGAAGCCCACCGGUGACAUGCUGCACGCAAGGCUUACUCUUACACUUGGUGCACAUGGGCAAUGAUACCUUUGUCACUUGGUCACAGCCGGAAUUGAAGGGCAAGAAGUAUUUUAUACUCCAAUUCUCCGGCAAUCACACACAACCGCAUCCGCAGCAAUUGCUUAGUCAGCAUCUACGUGGUACUGUGCAGCACGUGGAUCUCACACAGGAGGAUGUCGCUCAGAAGCUCUGUGAUAUUGAAGCGCUCAAUGAAGCACAGACGCGUGCGGUCUUGAGGAGCGCUCAGGCCGGUUAUAUUGAUAACAACAGUCAUGUGGAGUUGGAGGAAGAAGUUUUCAGUUUGGUAGUGUUGUCCAAUGUAACGGGUGUUUUGUUGGAAAAUUUCAAUCGCAUAAAAUUACGCGUACUAAUUAUCACACGUGAAAAUGAACAUCUAAAGCAGGACUUCCGCUAUGUGCAAUGGAAAACGAUCGAGAACGACACCAACGAGCUCGCCAACACACCGUUUCGUCUCAGCAUAGUGGAGUCACGCAUGCUUACCUUUCACUUCCAUGAACAUUUCAAUGAAUCGUGCGUACACGCAUGUCACUGGCAGAUACAGUUCCCCAUUAUACGCAAAGAAGAGCCGAAAUGUGACCAACUGCCGAUAACCAAUUCACAAGUGGUUAUACGCGGUCUCAAGCCAUCCGAGCGUUAUCGUGUGAAUUUCUUCAGCUGCAAAACACAAACAUUCUAUGGACAAGUGGAUAGACAAACAUUGCCCGAUCCACCGGGAACGAUCAGCAAUCAACGCGUUAUACGACACAAUGGCCUAAAGCUGCUUUGGGAUCCGCCUUUGCAGCCAAACGGCAAAAUUCACCACUACAACAUACUGUGGACCUUGGGUAAUGUGACACACGAGGUCAACGUUUUGGACUGUACUGCAUGUUCCUUUAAGUUUCCGAACAUCUCCGAGACGGCGAAAAUCAAUGUAACUGUACGCGUUGUCGGCGAAACCGGUGUGGGCGCACCGAUUUUCAUUGACUUGCGUAGCAUAAGUCACCAUUCGCUGGAGAUAGAAUGCCCUUCAAGCGAAUCAGAGGUCUAUAGCGGCAUUAUUAUCGGCUCACUGCUCUCUGUGGUUUGUGUCGUUGUCUUCGCAUUGCUUAUCAUAUUUCAAAGACGACGCUAUAAGGCACGCACACAAGGACCCACACAUCUCACUUCGCCAUCAGAGAUGAAUUUCGGUAAUCUGAAUAAUCCCAGUAUACCUAGUGAAAGUGCUGGCGGCUUAAGCGGCAGCACCUUCCAACAGGAUUGCCACGAAAUGCAGACGUUGAUACCGAAAAGUGGACGUUAUGUCGACAUACAUGCCGCGCGUCCAAAAGAAUACCAAACCACGCAACUACCGAAUGGCAAUGGUAACGGUAAUGUUGUGCGACGUCAACUCACUGUCGAAGUGGAGCCAAAUCCCAAUGCCACACAGCACGAUUAUGAGUUGGAUGGGCGGGCGAACGUAUCACAGCUGCCGUUGUGCAGCUCAACGCCGGAAAAGGCACCACCGGAUGGUGCACAUCCCUUUUUUAUACCCUUCAAGCAGACGCCGCCCAAUACCGUGGCCACGGCGCUGCCCAAACAUAGUUCCUCAAGUAAUUAUGCCAAUAAUGGCGGUGAUGCUGGCGCUGAUGAUGCAAGCGGUUAUGUCGUGCCGCCCAACACGCUGCCACUCAUGUCAACGCCACCAACCACGCUGGCGGUCGGCGUAGCCGGCCAACAGCGCAGCGGCAGUUUUAGCAGUAGCAGCUGUGGCGGUAGUAGUGGUCCUAACGGUAGUCGUAGUAGUAGUAAUAGUAGUAAAAAACAGUUCCAUGCGAAUUACUCCAAACAUUCCAAAUCGAAUGAUGUGAUCUGUCUGCUCGCGGACGAAGAGGUCGCGGCAACAUUGACACCCACCAGCGAAGCUGCCGUAGCGUUGGCGCUAACAAAUGGUUUCAAGGCAGCAACAGUGGCCAGAACAGCAGCGAGUGCGCCAAUGGCAGGCGAUGCGGCAAGAAUAGCAACAACUAAGGCAGGCGCUGGGCAAAAGCCUGCAAUGCUGACCACAACUAUUGCCACCAUGCAUGCACCCAACCAAAAAAGUACUUCUACAAUUCUAGUUAGUCCCGCCAAUCAGCUGAAACGCGGCGCUUCGGUUAAGCUGAAAAAAUCCACUGCGGACAAUAAUAAGUCGCGCAACAAUUCCAUAGUUCCUGCCUUUGGAUCGAGGGCUGCCACGGGCAAAGCCACUGCUGCUACGGCGGCGUCAGCGAAUCCAUGGUCCACUAAAGCGCCGCCGUUUAACGCUAGUGCAACGUCAGCGUCUACGUCGGCGUCGAGCAGUAAUAGCAACGCUUUUAGUGUGGCGUUCAGCGGCGCGCAUCGUCGUCUCAACGUGGACCCAAACGGUUGAGCGCAUGUGCUCAGUAUAUAUAUACAUACACACACACCUACAAAAGCUAAGAAAAUUCAAGUUUCGCGUAAGUAAACAGUAAGAGUCAUUUCAGGGAGGCAAAAAUUGUGGAAAACGAAACACAUUCAGGAUAAAAAAUAGUGAUUAGGCGUCGCGCUGUGGACGCCGCCGAACAUGUAUCCGCGCAUGCGUGCGCUUUAAACCUACAAAAGCAGUAAAGAGAAACAUUCCAAAACCUAUAGAUUUAUAUACACAAACAUACUUAUACAAAAUAUUUAAAGAAAAAGAAGGUAGCAAUAGUUAUAGCAAUAGGCUUCCCGAUCCCAAAAAAAAAAAACACGUUAAAAAACUUUAGCAUAUUUUAUAAAUGUGCGAAAAUGGCUAUUCUAGCUGCUGCAAAGCGUUUAAUGGCUGAUGAUACAUACGUACAUAUACAU
Messenger RNA from Bactrocera dorsalis (oriental fruit fly), 5297 nucleotides. RefSeq names its product protogenin (gene plum). Gene Ontology annotation, cellular component: plasma membrane; axon. Gene Ontology annotation, molecular function: cell-cell adhesion mediator activity. Bases 847 to 4860 code for a protein of 1337 amino acids. Gene Ontology annotation, biological process: dendrite self-avoidance; axon guidance; homophilic cell-cell adhesion. The record is from RefSeq and is a predicted model, not a curated record. The transcript has 14 exons. NCBI's taxonomy places the organism in Eukaryota, Metazoa, Arthropoda, Insecta, Diptera, Tephritidae.